Molecule: messenger RNA, 1254 nt
Organism: Agelaius phoeniceus (red-winged blackbird)
Lineage: Eukaryota; Metazoa; Chordata; Aves; Passeriformes; Icteridae
Source: RefSeq, a predicted model, not a curated record
AUGUCUCAGUCCCAGCCCUCGCUGCACACCAGGUACCGCUGCUCGUCAGAGGAAAGCUCAGGGAGCGAGCAGGCACCGGGGUCUAACAUGGCAGGGCAGCCUCAGGAGCCCACGGCAAGGACGGGAGAAGCCCGGGAAGGGGGCAGAUCCCUGGAAGAGGGGCUCGCGCUGCCCCCGGAGCCCCAUCCCCGCCGGCAGGGAGGGAGCCCCGGGCACAUCCGCACCCCCGCCAUCCCUCGGGGCUCCGGGCGGGAGCGCGCGCGGGGCGGGAGCGCGCCGGGCGGGGCUCGCGCUGCGCGCCGGCGGAGAAGCGCGCCCCGCGGGGGCGCCGGCGGCCCCACAGCGCCCCUGGCGGGCAGCGCGGGCACUGCGGAGGCGGCGGGAGGGAGCCCGAGCCCCGCGAGUUCCCCCGGGCCGGGGCAGCGGCGGGACCGCGCGUCCCAGCGCGGGGCACUGCGGGGCGGGAGAGCGCGCACCCGGCCCCCAAACACGCGAGCCCCGCCGUGCGACACGGGGCGAGAAGCGAUACGCAGGCGCCGGCCGCGGGGCUCGAAGUGGGGGGAGAACUGUAGGGCGGUCGCCGAGUGCCCCCCGCCCGCGGAGCCCCUCUGCCGCGGGUGCGCGGUGCUGCCUGCACAGCCCCAGCCCCGGUGCGCAGCGGGCGCGCAGCCCCGCGGGACUGCCCCCCGCGCUGCCAAGGUCAGCACGCGGCACGGCGAGACCCCCACCAGGGACACGAGUGGCGUGGGGAGGGCAGGGACCCGCGCAGCGCGAAGUUUCUGGCGGGGGAACCGGGGGGCUGCGGCGCGGGGUCGGAGCGCGGAGUCACGCUGCCUUUCGGGGCGGCGAGCGGCGGUCCCGCAGCACAAAGGGAGCUCCAGGCAGCCCCACGAAAGAAGAGCAGCGCGCAAGGACCCCCCCCGGCCCCGCGCCGCCGGGCGCUGCAAUGCACCGGAGAGCGGGGACACCGCGCCGGGAGCGCGGAGCCCAGCCCGAGCUCCGCUCACGGCCCCACUCGCGGGCAGCGCUGCCCGCAGCCGGGAGAGUGCUGCGGAGCGGGAGGAGACCCAACGCUGGGGCCGCCCCGGCAAAGGGGCCCCCGCGACCCCCCGCGCAUCCUCCGCGCCCGCGGGGCGCCCCGCCGGCUCCCCACGGGGGUCGCGGACACGUGUGGACGAGGUACCGGGAGCCCCCCCAGCCGCCGCGCUCACUCACCGGGGAAGCACACCACAUCAUGGAGCACGGAGCUGGUGA